This is a messenger RNA of Aspergillus sclerotioniger CBS 115572, 1124 nucleotides long. Its product is annotated as CRAL-TRIO domain-containing protein. The record is from RefSeq and is a predicted model, not a curated record. The transcript is spliced from 4 exons. The coding region runs from base 88 to 1116 and encodes 342 amino acids. Lineage: Eukaryota; Fungi; Ascomycota; Eurotiomycetes; Eurotiales; Aspergillaceae.
CUCCUGGAUUCGGUCAGAAUCUUGGACCGGAAGCUUUCCAGACCUGAACACCCCAAUCCGGGCUCUUCGUUAUCUCGGAAUCACACAAUGGGAGAGCUGGCCACAGACCAGACCGCAGUCUUGGCGGCCUUCAAGGCCUCCUGUACCGCAGAGGGUCUGUUGGCGCCUCGAGAGGGGUUGCAAGAUGGUGAUGUCCCUGAUGGAAUCAAUGAUGAUGCGACGCUACUACGAUAUCUGGAUGCACGCAAGAUGGACCCAGAAGCUGCCCUGCAGCAAUUUCAAGAGGCGACCAAGUUUCACACCGAAAAACACGUGCUGCAGCUCUAUGACCGGAUCUCUCUGGAAAAUUAUGAAGAGACCCGGAAAAUGUACCCUCACUGGACCGGACAGCGGGAUCGCCAAGGCCAGCCCAUCCUCAUGUUUGAUAUCGCCCAUUGGGAUUCGUCCACCAUAGCAACGUGGCAGAAGACGCGCCAGAUACCCUGCAAUUCUGAUGUUGCUUCGACAGCAAUCAACCCCGUCAUGAUUCAACGGGCGGCAAUUCAUUUCGAUACCAUCACGCGGUUUGUGCUACCUCUGUGUUCGGCCAUGGCAGACCGACCCGACCCUGCCACCCCCAUCACCAAGGCUGUAUACAUUGUAGAUGCAUCCUCGCUCGGUAUCAAGCAGUCCUGGGACGUGCGGGACGUUGCGCGGGAUAUCAGCGGGCUACUAACGACCUGCUAUCCGGAGACCAUUGAUCGGAUAUUCGUCGGCAAUGCCCCGUUCUACUUCCCUCGGAUAUGGGCUUUUAUGAAGCACUUCGUCGACCCCGUCACCGCCGAGAAGCUCGUGAUUACGAAGUCUGCGGAUGCGUAUGAUACGAUGCUGAAGCAUGUUGAUCACGACAAAAUUCCGUCUCAGUUCGGCGGAGGAUUCAAGUUCACGACCGGGAUGCUUCCUGAGUUGGAUGAGGGUAUUCGUCAGGCGUUGCAGUGGACCAACUUAUCGAAGGAGGGACUACCCCCCGGGCCGAUCAAGUGGAUGGAGGAUGCCGAGGGCAGGAGAAGAGCGGUGGCUACCGGAAGGGUCGAUGACAUGCAGAGGACUGAGGAAAUUGCUAUUCUUCGCGUGUAGACUUACAG